Molecule: messenger RNA, 3304 nt
Organism: Sycon ciliatum
Lineage: Eukaryota; Metazoa; Porifera; Calcarea; Leucosolenida; Sycettidae
Exons: 18
Coding region: 1088-3304 (738 amino acids)
Molecular function (GO): GTP binding
Source: RefSeq, a predicted model, not a curated record
CACACCAUUACAUGAUGCAGCACAGAGAGGUGAUGUUUCCGUAGUAGAAUGUCUUCUCACUUCUGGACAUUCGUUGGAACCAAAGAAUAAUAAGGGUCGCACACCAUUACACUUUGCAGCACGGAAUGGUCAUGUUUCUGUAGUAGAACAUCUACUUAAUUCUGGACAUUCGUUGGAACCAAAGGAUAAUAAGGGUCGCACACCAUUACACUUUGCAGCACGGAAUGGUCAUGUUUCUGUAGUAGAACAUCUACUUAAUUCUGGACAUUCGUUGGAACCAAAGGAUAAUGAUGGUAACACACCAUUACAUCUUGCAGCAAAUGGAGGUGAUGUUUCCGUAGCAGAUUGUCUACUUAAUUCUGGACAUUCGUUGGAACCAAAGAAUGCUAAAGGUGACACACCAUUACAUCGUGCAGCAGAUAGAGGUCAUGUUUCCGUAGCAGAUUAUCUACUUAAUUCUGGCCAUUCGUUGGAACCAAAGAAUGAUGAUGGUAGAACACCAUUACAUCUUGCAGCAAGGCAUGGUCAUGUUUCUGUAGCAGAAUUUCUUCUCACUUCUGGACAUUCGUUGGAACCAAAGGAUAAUGAUGGUUGGACACCAUUACACCUUGCAGCAUGUAAUGGUCAUGUUUCCGUAGCAGAACAUCUACUUAAUUCUGGACAUUCGUUGGAACCAAAGACUAAUAUUGGUGCGACACCAUUACACUAUGCAACAUGGAGUAGUCAUGUUUCCGUAGCAGAAUAUCUACUUAAUUCUGGACAUUCGUUGGAACCAAAGAAUAAUAAGGGUCGCACACCAUUACACUUUGCAGCACGGAAUGGUUAUGUUUCUGUAGUAGAACAUCUACUUAAUUCUGGACAUUCGUUGGAACCAAAGGAUAAUAAUGGGAACACACCAUUACAUGAUGCAGCAGAGAGAGGUCAUGUUUCCGUAGUAGAAUGUCUUCUCACUUCUGGAAAUUCGUUGGAACCAAAGAAUAAUGAUCAAGAAACACCAUUGCACUUAGCCUGUGAAUACGGCGACCGGGAGGUUAUAGAAUUUCUGCUUCAAAAGAGUUCAGAUCUUUUUGCCUUGAGCAAGGAUAACAUGACAUGUCUGGACCGUGCAGUAGCAAAUUAUGGCUACGGCCAACCUAUACCUAGCUUAAGGGCUAUUAUCCGCCAUCUUGAGAGCCAGUACCCAGAGGAGGAGGAGAAGGUAAUGGAAAUUGUUCGACAUGCCGCUGACAAGGAGACUGCUAAGCCUCUCAACCGUCGUUUUCUUCAGACUUACCUUCAGCUGGAGGAAUUUUAUUCCGAAGGCCAAGUGGACGCUAACACGCUAGUUGUUCUAGUUAGCGGGGAACAACUUGUUGGGAAGUCCACACUGAUCAAGACAUUGAGAAAAGAAGAACACAAUGGCACAUCAAACGACUCGAAACGAACCCGAGGCAUCCAGAUAUCCAACUUCACUGAUGAGCGUGGUCAGCAUUUGCGUAUCAAAGAUCUCGCUGGGCAGGAUGCGUUUUCAGCGACACACGACAUUUUCUGCCUAUCCACAUCAGUACCAAGCCUCGGUCUUGCUGUUGUUAAUAGUAAAUGGGACGCGAAACUGAUGACAACAAGCAUAACUACCACAGCUGGUCGGUUUUUGAGCCGGAUGCCACCAUCGGUAACAUCAGACCAGCCGUUCAAUGUCAUGAUCAUUGCGACCUUCCGCGACGAGAUUAAGAGAGAGGAUCAUGGAAAACUUGCUGCAAAGCUUGCCACAAGCUAUAGUAGUGUCAAGAAGGAGUUUGGUGAUAAACUCCACUUUCGAGGACGCUUUGCUAUCAAUGCCACCGUCAAUGACGCAGACUUCGAUCGCCUGAGAGUAAAACUUUCUGAGGUCUGCAGAGAUAUCCUGAGCAAAUCUUGCAAGCAACCCAAAGUGCUCGGGCAGGCAGAGGAAAUACUGGCACAACUGCAUGACAACAUCCAAGCGCCAUUCUCAACAAGUCGGGAGUUUUCUCGACAGCUUUGUGCUGCUAGCCACGUAGAGUAUGAUGACAAUGCAGACAGCAUCAACACCGAACAAAUCCGUCGAUAUCGCAAGAUCCUCAAUGCGUAUGGGCUGAUUGUUUCUUUCUCAUCCCCUGAGCUGGACGACAUCAUCGUUAACCGACCCAACUGGUUGCUCUCCACGGUCAUUGGUCUCAUUCUCGCACCACCUGGGCUUGACGAUGAAGAUAUGCUGCACUUCAUAGAUGGUGUUGCGAAUGUCCAGGAAGUCCUUGGCAAGCUUAACAGCUGCGAGGGAGCAGAAGGUCAGGGCCCUCUGCUGCUGCAGAUGGUGAUACAACUAGGUGUGUUGCUGCAGGAGAAAGAAAGGAUCCUGGCACCCAGCCGUCUUCCGACCGCUGACAACUGCCUCGGCUCACUGGCCAAGAAAGAUUCAUCAUCUCAGUCGGCGUGCGCAGGAGUCUCUUUCACGACUCAGCACUGCUUCUCCACUGCUCUUGUUAUCCGGCUACAGACAGAGCUGUACGCCUAUUUCCACGAGCUUCACGGCAUUCCUGCUGAGCUCUGGAAGAAUCUGGUGGUAGUGGCUCCAGUCCAUUCCCCAGCCCGUGGUUGCAUCUCCGUCACGGACAGCCUGCGCCAAGCUGUCGCUGUUGUCCAUGCGCCAGUUGAAGAUACGCUAGAUGGCUAUUGUCUGCUGGCUCUGUUGCGCAUGGUGUUUGAUAGGCUGGCAGCACAGUAUAGCCCGGGCACUAAUUACUCCACGAGCAUCCUCAGCUCCGCUUCCAUUCGUCAGCACCUCCACGAGCCAAGUACCAAGUUUGAUUUCGCUGUGUACGAUGCAGAGCAAGUCAGAUCAUCUGUAGCAACACAGGGUCAUCUCUCCACUAGCCACCUUUACGUCGAUCGUGCCCCGCUUCUUCUCAAAUGGCCAGUUAACCAUGCUUCACUGCUCUCUGCACAGUCCUUUGAGUCCGUCCGAGAAAGCCUUGGUGAGUCCGACCUGCCUGCACUGGCCACCUGCCUGGGCCUUACAUCAUCAUCUUCAUCACGUGGGCACAGUAAUCAUCUACACGCUGCAGCAGCAUUGGUCCACAGCUGGGCAGUUACCGACUACCAUCACACCUCGACCAAGCUUCACCAGCUGCUAGUGAAAUCACCGAACGCCCAGCGCUUUGCAAAGAUCUGCAAGGUGCUACGGCAGCAUGAAGAACUGCUUGCCACCGAUUUCCCGGACAUAUUCCGGAAGCGUCGGGUGCAAGUCGUCGAGCCGGUCUCCGCCGAAGCUACUUCCUCCACUGUUCCACCAGACUUGUCAGUGUAA